Miscanthus lutarioriparius is the source of this 2787-nucleotide messenger RNA. The record is from the annotation of a GenBank genome assembly. NCBI's taxonomy places the organism in Eukaryota, Viridiplantae, Streptophyta, Magnoliopsida, Poales, Poaceae.
AUGCCGUCAGCGUCGGGUCCGGUGGCCGUGGCGUCGGCUUCGGCGGCGGCGAAGGCCGCGCCAUCUGUGGCCGUCGGGAUCUCGCCGGACCUGUACCCGACGGAGGACGACCUGCCCUACGAGGAGGAGAUCCUGCGGGAGCCCUUCAAGCUCAAGGGGUGGUGGCGCUACCUCGUGGCCCGCGCCGCCGCGCCGUUCGCCAAGCGCGCCGUCAUCUACGAGCGCGCCCUCAAGGCGCUCCCGGGGAGCUACAAGCUCUGGCACGCCUACCUCCGCGAUCGCCUAGACCACGCGCGCCCGCACCCCAUCGACCACCCGGCCUACUCCUCCCUCAACAACACCUUCGAGCGGGCGCUGGCCACCAUGCACAAGAUGCCGCGCGUCUGGGUCCUCUACCUCACCUCGCUGCUCGACCAGCGCCUGCUCACGCGCGCACGCCGCUCCUUCGACCGCGCCCUGCGGGCGCUCCCCGUCACGCAGCACGACCGCAUCUGGCCGCUGUACCUCCGCCUCGCCUCGCUCCCGGCCUGCCCCGUCGAGACGUCGCUCCGAGUCUUCCGCCGAUACCUCCAAUUCGACCCCUCCCACGCCGAGGACUUCAUCAACUUCCUUAUAUCCGCCAACCACUGGCAGGAGGCCGCCAACCGUCUAGCUUCAGUGCUCAACGACGACGGGUUCCGCUCCGUCAAGGGGAAAACAAGGCACCAGCUCUGGCUCGAGCUCUGCGAGAUCCUCACCAAGCAUGCUGAUGAGGUUGCCGGCCUCAAGGUGGACGCCAUCCUGCGUGGUGGGAUACGCAAGUUCACCGAUGAGGUCGGCAGGCUUUGGACCUCACUGGCUGAUUACUAUGUCAGGAGAGGCCUUUUCGAAAAAGCUAGGGAUAUAUUUGAGGAGGGCAUUUCUUCAGUGGUUACCGUCAAGGAGUUCAGCGUGGUGUUUGAGGCAUAUACACAGUUUGAGCAGAGUAUGCUUGCGGCAAAGCUGGAGGCUGCUGAGGAAGAAGGGGCUGAGGAUGAGAACGAGGGAGGUGGCAGGAAGAGUGGGAUGGAUAAGUUAUCAAGGAAAUUCCUCGAUGAAUUCUGGUUGAACGAUGAGGAUGAUACUGAUUUGAGGAUGGCAAGGUUUGAGCGGCUGUUGGAUCGCAGACCAGAGCUUCUUAGCAGUGUGCUGUUGCGACAGAAUCCACACAAUGUGGAGGAGUGGCACAGGAGGGUGAAACUCUUUGAAAAGGAUCCUGCAAGGCAAGUAGCGACAUAUGUUGAGGCCGUGAAAACUGUAGACCCAAUGAAGGCAGUUGGGAAGCCCCAUACUCUGUGGGUGGCAUUUGCAAAGAUGUAUGAGAAACACAAUCGUCUAGAUAGUGCUGAAGAUAUUUUCAAACGGGCUACUCAAGUGAAUUAUAAGGCAGUUGACCACUUAGCCAGUAUCUGGUGUGAGUGGGCAGAGAUGGAGCUGCGCCACAACAAUUUUGACAAGGCUAUUGAGCUGAUGAGGCAAGCAACGGCAGAGCCCUCUGUUGAGGUUAAGAGGCGGGCUGCUGCUGACGGGGACGAGCCUGUCCAAAUGAAAGUGCACAAAUCUUUGAAAAUGUGGAGCUUUUAUGUUGAUCUGGAGGAGAGCCUUGGAACCUUAGACUCUACCGGUGCAGUUUAUGAGAGAAUAUUGGAUUUACGAAUUGCCACUCCACAGAUAAUUCUCAAUUAUGCAUAUCUUCUUGAGGAGCACAAGUAUUUCGAAGAUGCAUUUAAAGUGUAUGAAAGGGGCGUGAAAAUAUUCAAGUAUCCCCACGUUAAGGCCAUUUGGGUGACCUACCUUACAAAGUUUGUACAGAGAUACAAGAGAAGCAAGUUAGAACGAGCAAGAGAGCUUUUCCAUGAAGCUGUCCAACAGGCUCCUCCAGAGGAAAAGAAGCCCCUAUAUUUACAAUGGGCAAAACUGGAGGAAGACUAUGGUCUUGCCAAACGUGCUAUGAAUGUAUAUGAUGAAGCUGUAAGAGCUGUUCCUAACAGUGAAAAAAUGGCUAUGUAUGAAAUCUAUAUAGCACGUGCUGCCGAACUCUUCGGUGUUCCAAGGACAAGACAAAUAUAUGAGCAAGCAAUUGAAUCUGGCCUCCCAGACAGAGAUGUUCUGACAAUGUGCAUGAAAUUCGCUGAGUUAGAGAGAAGCCUUGGGGAAAUUGAUCGUUCGCGUGCCAUCUAUGUGCAUGCAUCCAACUAUUCUGAUCCAAACAAUCCUGACUUUUGGAAGAAGUGGAAUGAUUUUGAGAUUCAGCACGGUAACGAAGACACAUUCAGGGAGAUGCUUCGUAUCAAACGUACAGUGGCUGCUAGCCGCAGUCAGACACAUUUCAUACUACCGGAGUACUUGAUGCAGAGGGAUCAGAGGUUAAACCUGGACGAAGCAGUUGACACUCUGAAGCGUGCUGGCGUCCCUGAAGAUGAGAUGGCAGCCUUGGAAAGGCAACUGGCUCCCGGACCAUCCACUGCACCACCAGCAGCACCAAGCACUGCCCCAGCCUCUGCUAACAGGAUGAUGAACUUUGUCAGUGCUGGAGUAGAGGCGCAGGCCGAGAGCAGCAGGCAACAGGCUGGUAACAAUGAGGACAUUGAGCUGCCCGACGAGAGUGACGACGAGGAACCCGAUGUCCAAAUUGCAGAGAAGAGUGUUCCUGCUGCGGUAUUUGGUGAGCUUGGCAAGAGAGCUGCCGAGAACAAUGAGGAAAGCUCAGGUGCCCAAGGGAAUGAGCAGCUGGGCGCCCUCGAAAGGAUAAAGAGACGGCGCCAAUAG